UUGCAACGAGGAGAAGGCUGGAGGCAGUGGAGAUGUCGUGUCUGAGGGCAAUGUGUGGUGUGAAUAUAAUGCAGAGAAUUCGUAGUUUGGAAAUUAAGAGGAGGUGUGGGAUCAGUAAAACUAUUAUCCAGAGGGUUGAGGAGGGGUUGUUGAGGUGGUUCGGACAUGCAGAGAGGCUGGAGCAAAAUAGAAUGACUUCGAGAGUGUAUAAAUCUAUAGUGGAGGGAAGGCGGGGUAGGGGUCGGCCUAGGAAAGGUUGGAGGGAGGAGGUAAAGAAGGUUUUGUGUGAGAGAGGCUUGGACUUCCACCAAGCAUGCGUGAGCGUGUUAGGAGCGAUUGGGGGCAAAUGGUUUUUAGGACUUGACGUGCUGUUGGAGUGUGAGCAUGGUAAUAUUUAUAUUUAUGAAGGGAUUCAGGGAAACCGACAGGCCGGACUUGAGUCCUGGAGAUGGGAAGUACAGUGCCUGCACUCUGAAGGAGGCGUGUUAAUGUUGCAGUUUUAUAGCUGUAGUGUAAAGCACCCUUCUGGCAAGACAGUGAGAGUGAAUGAUGGUGAAAGUUUUUCUUUUUCGGGCCGCCCUGCCUUGGUGGGAGACGGAUGAUGUGUUAAUAAAUAUGUAAAUAUUUAUGGUGGUACUGGUGGUGGUGGUGGUGGUACUAGUAGUGGUACUGUGAUGGUGAUGGUACUGUGGUGGUGAUGGUACUGUUAAAGUGGUAGUGGUACUGUGAAGGUGGUGGUGCUACUGGUAAUGGUGCUGUGGUGGCACUUGUGGUGGCGGUGGUGGUGGUACUGUAAACGUGGAGGUGGUACUGGUCGUGGUAGUGUGGCUGUGGUGGUGGUCAUGGUGGUAGUAGUGGUGGCGGUACUGGGAUGGUGGUACUGGCGGUGGUGGUGAUAGUGUGGCUGUGGUGGCAGUGGUCGUGGUGGUAGUAGUGGUUGUUGUGCUGGUGGUGGUGGUGAUGAUGUUGGUACUGUGGUAAUGGUAUUGGUGGUGAUAUAGUGGUGGUGGAGGUGAGGGUGGUGGUGAUAUAGUGGUGGUGGAGGUGGUAGUGAUGGUACUGUGGUAGUGGUUUUGAUGGUGGUACUGUUGUAGUAGUGGUGGUUCUGUGGUGGUAGUGGUGGUGGUACUGUGGUGGUGGUGGUGGCGGUGGUGUGGCGCGCGUGUGUGGUGCGGGGUUGGGGUGUUGGGACGUCAGUAUUGCUGUUGGCAGUGAGGGGAGUGGAGCCACACGCUUGGCACUGACUAUGGGGGCCGCGCCACUCGCUGGUAGAGAGGCAGCACUGACGGCGGGGGCUGUGGAUACCCAACCUCUGGCAGGGCCUUCCUCUCUGCUACUCCAGUGGAUCCCACACCUUGAUAGCGACAGAACCAGAGGCAGCUCUCGUGGAACGGGAGGAAAUAGUAGUGGUAAUAGUGGUAGUGGUGGUGGGUGUGGGCAUGCAUGGGCUUGGGUGGUGGUUAUAGCGGCAUGGGCAGCUAUUCUUUUGCCCACGUGCCAGGCUAACCCAGACGCCAAAAGGCUGUACGACGACCUACUAAGCUCCUACAACCGCCUCAUCCGACCCGUCGGCAACAACUCUGACAGACUCACCGUCAAGCUGGGACUCAAGCUGUCUCAACUCAUCGAUGUGAACUUGAAAAAUCAAAUCAUGACGACGAACGUCUGGGUAGAGCAAGAAUGGAGAGACUACAAACUGGUGUGGGAGCCAGAGGAUUACGGUGGAGUUGAAAUUCUUCAUGUACCCUCAGAACACAUUUGGCUGCCAGACAUCGUCCUCUAUAACAAUGCUGAUGGGAACUACGAGGUAACCAUCAUGACAAAAGCUGUGCUUCAUUAUGACGGCAGAGUCACUUGGAAACCGCCAGCCAUCUACAAGUCUUCGUGUGAGAUCGAUGUUGAGUUUUUUCCCUUCGACCAGCAAACGUGUUUCAUGAAGUUUGGUUCCUGGACCUACGAUGGUUACAUGGUUGAUCUCCAACAUCUGCACCAGCAGCGAGGCAGUAACCUAGUAGAUCCUGGAAUAGACCUCAACGACUACUACAUCUCUGUCGAGUGGGACAUUCUUAAGGUGCCCGCUCUCAGGAAUGAACGCUUCUACCCCUGCUGCCAGGAACCCUAUCCUGAUAUCUACUUCAAUAUCACCAUGAGACGGAAAACGCUCUUCUACACCGUUAACCUCAUCAUACCCUGUGUUGGUAUCUCGUUCCUUUCAGUAUUGGUUUUCUACCUUCCAUCGGACUCUGGCGAGAAGGUGUCCCUCUGUAUCUCAAUCUUGCUCUCCCUCACUGUGUUCUUUCUCUUGUUAGCAGAAAUUAUUCCACCGACGUCCCUAGCUGUGCCUCUUUUGGGUAAAUAUCUGCUCUUCACUAUGAUUCUGGUAACGCUGUCUGUUAUGGUAACCAUAGGAGUCCUGAACGUCAAUUUUAGGUCUCCCUCGACGCACAAAAUGGCCCCAUGGGUGCGGAAGAUUUUUAUCGAGAUGUUACCAAAGUUCUUGUGGGUAGAACGACCAAAUAAAGACGAGGAAGGUCCAGAUGAAAUUACAGCUGGAGGGGAUACAUCCUUCACUCCCUCGAGCGAUGGGUUUGAUAAGUUUCCCUUUGAGGAACACCCGUAUGACAUUCCUGCGAUACCACCUUCACCGUACGACCGUGACAGGUAUGGGGACGAUCAUCUAGCUCUGCCCGCCCCUGAGUGUCAUGCCCAAGCGCAUGCUCACGAGGUAGCCUUCGUGCCAGAACUAGAGGAGCCAAAUCCUUACCAGGAUCACCGUACUCUCAGAAGCAUCGAGUACAUAGCGCAACACAUGAGGAAUGUCGACUCUUUCGGAGAGAUCGAGGACGACUGGCGAUAUGUGGCGAUGGUUUUGGACCGCCUCUUCCUAUGGAUCUUCAUGGUGGCUUGUGUUCUGGGCACGUGUGGGAUAAUCUUCAGGGCGCCUUCCCUCUACGAUACAACUCUUCCUAUAGACAUUCAACUGUCGAAGGUCGCGCAACGUCGCCGUCUUGAUCUAAUGGGACCAGAGGAAUAAUGGAAACUAGUUAUAGAUGGCAUAUUGGCGUGUUUUUAGAAUUGUGUGGACUGUGUACAGUAGCCGAGGAUGAAAUAAAAAUGACAAUAUAAAUAUUGCUGAUUCCAUUGUUUUACACAUUAGGGCAAUGGAAUGACAAUAAUGGACUUUGGAAUCUGCGGUGCUGGAACACGAAUGAUACAAGGUUAGGACUCAAAAGCAGCAGCCGUGGUUCACUAAGUACAACAUAAUUUGAACACUAUUCCCGCCAGUAUUAUAUAGUGCUGUGUUAAACUACACCAAUAUAGCAACUGAAACUAACGAAGUGUAUAUUUUAGAGGAAUCUAAACAAAUGGGAAUAGUGAUCACUGGUAAGAAUGAACAGACACGUAUCUCUCUUGGUAAGGUCUUUUUAUUAGGUGUGGCUUAAUACAUUAAUGUAAG
This is a messenger RNA of Cherax quadricarinatus, 3457 nucleotides long. Lineage: Eukaryota; Metazoa; Arthropoda; Malacostraca; Decapoda; Parastacidae. The record is from RefSeq and is a predicted model, not a curated record.